CUUGCUGCAGGGUUUCAUCUACUUAAUGCUGCCCCAACAUGUCUGCUGAAAAUGAUCAGUCACCAAGAGGAACAUCACCCCUUCGCUCUGCCACAAUGUCCCAGAAUUCCACACAGACCAUAUCUUCGGAGGAGGAUAUCGAGGAAGAAGAGUGUUCAGAGAAAGACUAUCUAUUUCCUGAAGAGGAAGAAUAUCUGGAAGAGGAAGAAUAUCUGGAGGAAGACGACUACCUGGAGGAGGAAAAGUUGCUGAAGGGGAAGGCGUACCUGUAUGGAGAGGGGUAUGCGAAGGCGGGAGAGCAUCUACAGGAGGAAAAGGACCUGGAAGAAGAGUAUCUGUUGGGAAAGUAUCUGGAAGACGAAUUCAAUAUGAUGUAUUCAUGGAAAAACCUGCCUGUCCUUACAAGGGAACCCGCUCAGGGGACCACCUUCUACGCCGCCCCUCCUUUCAUCUCUGAAUUGUCCCACGAGUCUCCAAACCAUGAUGCGAUGCCUUCCACAUGCCCCGUGCAGCAAGAUGGAGAACUUCUGGCCUGGCAUGACGAGAGCACGCAGACAGAAUGGAUCUAUGAGACUGAGUUGGCACCUGCAAAAUCAAAAUCAAAACUAAAACUCUCCACAACCACACUAACCACUGCGAAGUCAGAUUUGGAAGUGCGUGCUACCCCUGACGUGGCUCAUGAGGAGGAAAGUGCCAUGGAGUUUGUUUCCAAAGAGAGCUUUUGGGACGAUUUAUUAAAUGAACCCACGAACUCAGUGGAAACUGAGAGCUACGAUAACAAGGUUCUCAACAGCUCCUAUCAGGUAGUGUUUAGGACCGUGCUCAAAGAAAUGGCUGCUCGCCAAGAACUGGAAGAGGAUAUUGACAUCCCCCUGACUGGGAUUCUGGAGAGUGAAACCAGGAGGAAACUGGGAAUUCUGUUGAAGAAAAAUUUUGGAAAAUUCAAGCAAACAAUCCUCUGGAUUAUGAAGAAACGUGAAAACUUCCUCACGACCAAAACUGCGGAGACGUCGACUUUCACAUUUCACUUAUGGAAGCAACCACCACAAGGUGAGGAGCCUGUGCCGGAAGCCAAAAAAACUCGUCGUGUGGUUUAUCGUAAGAAGGAAUUGGAAGUAGAUACGGGAUGGGCACACAGCAAGACUGAGGUGCCUCAAGGUGAUGGAAAAAUAAUUCUCUACCCCAGUGGGAUUGUCUUCCAAAUUCUGUUUCCUGAUGACUCAGGCCAAAUACAUUAUCCAUCAGGAAAGCUGGCUAUGCUCAUCCUCAGUACAAAACAGAGAAAGUUCAUAUAUAUCAUUCUAGAAGACAGUGAAGAAGGUUGUGUCCGGGCCCUUAUCAACAACUCUGGCCAUGCCACCUUCUACGAUGAAAACAAAGCAAUCUGGUUGAGCCUGAGCCAAAACCUGGGCUACUACUUCCCCAAAGGCAAAUACCAGAAGGCCUGGAACUGGUGGAAUCUGAACCUGCACGUCCACGCGCCGCCCGUCCAGUCCAUCUCCUUGAAAAUCAACCAGUACAUCAAAGUACAAAUAAGGAGCCAGGACAAGAUCACCUUCUGCCUCAACCACCAACAGAAGCACAUCCGCUUAAACCUGGGCACCAAGUACAAGUCCAUAACCCCGGAGGUGCUGAGUGAAAUGAGGCAGAAAGCAAUCCUGGAGGUAGAAUGUGGUUCAGCGGCCCGGAAGAUGCAGAUCCUCCUGGGAAAAAUGAGUAGGAUCCUGAAUUUCCUGACCAUCCCUGAUUUGGAAAACUUCAUAGCGGCUGCCAGUUCCUUGGCAGUAGGCAACAUGAAACGGAAGGAGAAAUCGUACCUCCCAGACUAGGACAGCCACCAGCUGGUGACCGGCCACCCACCCACCCCACCCCACCCCCCGCCCCCCGCCAGCAUCCGCUGAGCAUCUCAGAAAGGUGGAGUCAUCAGGAGCGCCAAGGAAAACCCCAAAGCCGUCUUCAUGUCUUCUGAGGGUUGGUUUGUCAUUUGGGACUUAUCACAGCGCCUCAGUUUGGAAAACCAUUUUUCAAGGGGCUAAGAGACUCUGUAGCCGGGCACAGAAAAGACUCGGCCCUGGGCCGAUAGCACGAGAAGCGCGUUGUUUCGGUAGGCAAUACAUGUCAACACCCGUCCCACUCGCUUCCACUGGUCACUUCCACGCGGAAGCCUACUUGGGUUGACUCAGGACACAGACGGUCUCAAAGCCAGCCUCUCCCAGCUGGCUGGAUCAGGAGGCCACUCUUGGUGCAGUCCUGUGUGGUAAGGAAGGGCGGGGCUGUGUCUUGAUAUCUCUGCGGGGG
Molecule: messenger RNA, 2298 nt
Organism: Neofelis nebulosa (Clouded leopard)
Lineage: Eukaryota; Metazoa; Chordata; Mammalia; Carnivora; Felidae
Gene: ERICH6B
Product: glutamate rich 6B
Exons: 13
Coding region: 39-1829 (596 amino acids)
Source: RefSeq, a predicted model, not a curated record